Messenger RNA from Scylla paramamosain (green mud crab), 2490 nucleotides. Its product is annotated as L-lactate dehydrogenase-like. Gene Ontology annotation, biological process: lactate metabolic process; pyruvate metabolic process. Gene Ontology annotation, molecular function: L-lactate dehydrogenase (NAD+) activity. Gene Ontology annotation, cellular component: cytoplasm. Lineage: Eukaryota; Metazoa; Arthropoda; Malacostraca; Decapoda; Portunidae. Bases 495 to 1493 code for a protein of 332 amino acids. The transcript has 9 exons. The record is from RefSeq and is a predicted model, not a curated record.
CAGAGCAGCUGUGGCGGAGGCUGCAGUAGUAUUACUUGGAGUGUCGACCAGACUCAGACUCAGAGCGUGUAAUUACCGUUUUUCGUGCUGGGAGGCAAGAGUGACAUUGUUCUGGAGACAUUUGGUAAUCUUUGACCUUGGUGAGCCGUCUGGUGAGCCGCAGCGUACGUUCAGUGGCUCCCCAGCCUCUGUUAUAUAGUGUUGUGACCUGUUAUUGAUGAAGAAACUCUUACGCCUUUUGUCUGUGAACGACCGCGCCCCAAGGCGUGCUCGCCAUACCCAGGCCCUGCCAUCCCCUCGCGCCUGUGGAGGUGCUGAAGAAGGCAUCUCUGUCAGUGGUUGCAGCGCUGCGUGUGGCCGGUCUUCCCCGUGUCCCAGCUUAGGUGCCCGUUGGAUCUGUACUCGUCUGUACAUCCUUGCCCAGAGGCUUGUGGAGUCACAGAAGUAAACAUCGUAACGAGACUAAGACAUCGCGAUCCCUCGCAACUGCAAGGAUGGCAUCUUUAACUGACCAACUCAUGGCAGAGGUGCAGCCAGCGCUGACCACCUCUGGUGGGAAGGUAACCGUGGUGGGUGUGGGUCAAGUGGGCAUGGCUUGUGCCUUCUCUCUGCUGACACAACACAUUUGCUCUGAGCUGGCGCUGGUGGAUGUGAUGCCUGACAAGCUGCGUGGUGAGAUGAUGGACCUGCAGCACGGCCUGACAUUCCUCAGGAAUGUGAAGAUUGAGGCCAGCACUGACUAUGCUUGCUCUGCUGGCUCCCGCCUAUGCAUCGUGACGGCUGGUGCUCGCCAGAGGGAGGGGGAGUCCCGCCUCUCUCUGGUGCAGCGUAAUGUUGACAUCUUCAAGGGCAUCAUUCCCAACCUUGUGAAGCAUUCCCCUAACUGCAUUCUUCUGGUUGUUUCCAAUCCUGUGGAUAUCAUGACAUAUGUGACAUGGAAACUUUCUGGUCUGCCCAAGAACCGUGUGAUCGGAUCUGGCACCAACCUGGACUCUUCCAGGUUCCGCUUCCACCUUUCACAGAAGCUUAAUGUUGCUCCAUCCUCCUGCCACGGAUGGAUUAUUGGUGAACACGGAGACUCCUCAGUGCCAGUAUGGUCAGGUGUGAACAUUGCUGGUGUGCGCCUGAGGGACCUGAACCCCCUGGUGGGCACUGCUGAGGACCCAGAGAAGUACAAUGAAAUGCACAAGGAAGUGGUCAACAGUGCGUAUGAGAUCAUCAAACUGAAGGGCUACACCUCCUGGGCCAUUGGUCUCUCUGUGGCUUCCCUUGUCUCCUCCAUAAUGAAGAACACUCGCUCCUGUUAUGCAGUCUCAGUUGCUGUGCAGGGCUAUCACACUAUUGAUAAGGAUGUGUUCCUGAGUCUGCCAGUUGUCCUGGGUGAAAAUGGCGUCACACACAUCAUCAAGCAGACUCUCACAGAGGCUGAGAUCAAGCAGUUGAAGAGUUCAGCUGACACACUGUGGGAUGUGCAGGCUGGCAUCAAGUUCUAAGGCUUGUUCUCUUUUAAAGGAGAGCCAAAGCUGAGCAAGGUUGUCGAGAUGAUGAAGGGCAUGACAUUCAUGUGGACAUACUUUUGUGUAAUCUUUCAGCAUCUACUUGUCUUUGUAGGGUAAUGAUUUCUUUCAUAUAUAUAUAUAGCCUAAAUGUAAAAAAAAGUAAAAGUCUUAAAUGAUAUUAGUAAAUGUUUUCUCAGCAAAUUUUAUUUUUGCAGCACUUUGCUUUUAUGAUUGGUGAGAACCUAUCUUUGAUAUGAUUGCAACAAUAUGGAAAACCAGUGGUUUUAAUUCUGUUAUAAGAUUUGGAAAAUAUUUAGCAAAUAUUUUAAUUCUAUUCAGAAGUUAAAAAAUAUUUUAGCACAUCUCAGCAAACUGUGUUUUAAUGAGUGAAUGACUGCUAAUUAUUAUUGCUGAUGAGUCGAGUGAAUGACUGCUAAUUAUUAUUGCUGAUGAGUCUUGUCAGAUUGACUGCUAAUUAUUAUUGCUGGUGAGUCUUGUCAGAUGAUUCAUGUUUAAGGUAUGAAUGAAUGCAGACUAUUCCUGACGAUGUGCUUCACCAUCCAAUCUGAAUGUUAUCAGUAGUAUUAAAAAAAAAUGUUAUAUAUUCAGCUUACCUGUUGACACCUAAAUUUUAUUUUUUGACUUACAAGUUAUUGGUAUCAGAAUUAUAUUUUUUAGAUGUGCAAGUGGCAAGCAGGUUUUUGUAUCUUAAAAAGGACUUUAGCCUAAAGAUAUUUCAAUACUAGUUUAUUCAAAAGUAAUGGAGAUCAAAGUAUAUAUAAUGCAUUAAAAUCAUUGUGUAGCAAAAAAUGUUCCUGAACUGGAGAACAUCAUCAUUGUUGGAAGAAGCUGAAAUGUGUAGCUGUACUGGAAGCUUAUACCAAAUGGAUGCUGCUUGCAUGCUUUUUUUUUUCAUCAACAGUGAGAAGUAUAUGACCCUAUGUUGUUACACUUGUAGGAUGUGAAGGAAAUAUACUCUAAGGUUCCUAAA